AUCUUUUGAAAUGUUUCAAGCUAUCAAAGCAAUUGGACCACGCCAUACUUUCACAAAUAAAUCAUAAAACAUGAUUACUACAGCUCUGAUGAAGUCAUAAACGCUCGCUUCCAGCCACGCGUGCAUCGAGCGUUAUGAACUGGUUCUAAGUUCACCACUGAUACCGGAUGAUGCUUACUUUGUCUCCUAGUUACUACCUACUACAUAAUGAAGAUGACAAAUAUUUAUAAAUUUUGCUAGGCGUUCAAAGUUAAAAGUUGCGUCAAGUAAAUGUACAACAUUUAAUUCAGUUCAUUGGUUAAUUAUUGGAACCUAGGCAAUGUCAUAUAAAUCACAUGCCCAUGUGUUAUUAUAUAAAUAUUCAUUAACUAAUCGUCCAUAUAUAAAGGAAGGGUUGCUUAGCUUUCUUCACAUUCACGUUUCAUCUGUGGCAUCAGCGAGACGUCCUCCGAAACACACUUUAGUCGCCAAACAUGAAGAUACUCCUUGCUAUUGCAUUAAUGUUGUCAACAGUAAUGUGGGUGUCAACACAACAGCCACAAAGAGUGCACACGUACUGCGGGCGUCACUUGGCUCGCACUCUGGCCGACCUGUGCUGGGAAGCGGGCGUGGACAAGCGCAGCGGUGCUCAGUUCGCGAGCUACGGCUCCGCGUGGCUGAUGCCGUACUCGGAAGGACGCGGCAAACGAGGCAUCGUGGAUGAGUGCUGUCUCAGACCCUGCAGCGUGGACGUGCUUCUGUCGUACUGUUAGACCAUUCCUUUACCGAACUGGUUCGUUCUCAAUACAUUUGGAAAUAAAAAACCGUAAAUAAUAAUAAAAA
Messenger RNA from Bombyx mori (domestic silkworm), 822 nucleotides. RefSeq names its product bombyxin A-1-like. Gene Ontology annotation, cellular component: extracellular region. The transcript has a single exon. Gene Ontology annotation, molecular function: hormone activity; growth factor activity. Lineage: Eukaryota; Metazoa; Arthropoda; Insecta; Lepidoptera; Bombycidae. The record is from RefSeq and is a predicted model, not a curated record. Bases 474 to 752 code for a protein of 92 amino acids.